This is a messenger RNA of Aspergillus caelatus, 416 nucleotides long. RefSeq lists its product as uncharacterized. Lineage: Eukaryota; Fungi; Ascomycota; Eurotiomycetes; Eurotiales; Aspergillaceae. Bases 82 to 303 code for a protein of 73 amino acids. The record is from RefSeq and is a predicted model, not a curated record. The transcript has a single exon.
GCGAUCCUGAGCGUGGAGGCUUGUUCUCUGCGUCUCGGUUGAUUGCUGGACAGUUCGACGACUUAAGGAGCCAUCAUAUUUAUGGAUGGUCGAUUAUUUCCGGUCGACAGAUCUCAGAUUAAAGGUCGACAUUGGGUGUUCGCUCUGGUCUUGAGCUCCCUUCCCUUUGGGGUUGGUGAGCUCGGCUGGAGAGCCUGGUGCUCGGCGGCGUCAUAUUCCUACUCCCUUCACCGAUUUGGCCGUUGGCCCAUGAGGUUAGGGAAAAACCAUGGCCAGCCAACAUACUUUUUCCUUGCUACGUAAAUUUUGCUACAGUCCUAUACUAGAUAGGCGUGAUUGGUAGACUGUCUUUGCAGUGUAACUGAUCGAUUGAGCAUAUAUCUCGUAAAGGUCUCAGAGAGCGUGCUUCGUAUAAC